Molecule: messenger RNA, 1103 nt
Organism: Lepidothrix coronata (blue-crowned manakin)
Lineage: Eukaryota; Metazoa; Chordata; Aves; Passeriformes; Pipridae
Gene: SPAG8
Product: sperm associated antigen 8
Exons: 7
Coding region: 13-1059 (348 amino acids)
Biological process (GO): positive regulation of transcription by RNA polymerase II
Cellular component (GO): nucleus; cytoplasm
Molecular function (GO): microtubule binding
Source: RefSeq, a predicted model, not a curated record
UGCUCUCCGCCAAUGGGAGGCGCGCACGCGGCCGCCGCGCGUCGUCUCCAUGGAGAGAGGCGCAUUCCAGCCCCCCGCGCAGGCGCCAUGGAGCCGGGAGCCGGCACCUCCUGGGGGGUAGCUCUGACGGGCCAUGUGGGUCCCACAUGCCCUGGGGAGAGGUCACCGUGCCUGGGCAGGGUCCAGGGUGGUAUCCGCCUGCCUGAUGUGCCCAUGGAGAAGCUUCCAUGCCAUGAGGAGCCACUGACAGCCACCGCCAAGAGGCUCCAGGAGAUGUCGGACAUAGCCGAGGUGCCGGAGAUGCCCACUGAGCCGCCUGCUGAGGCUCUGCCACCCGUCCCCAGCCCUGAGCCAGCCCGAGAGACUGGGAAUGAUCCCUCUGAGAUCAAGCUGCCUCCCUGGCUUGGAAAGUGGGGAACGUGUCGCGAGGAGGUGCCGGUGGAGCCCCUCUCCCCACCAAAGCCAGCAGAGCAGCCCAGCCAGCCAGUGACCCGACGGGGCCGCGCGAUCCGCACCUGGCUGGGGGAGAAAGUCGUGGACCCCUUGAACUCUGGGCUGGGGCAGGAGCUAGGCAGUGAGGACUCCGCCCACCACCGCGGGUUCCAUGGACUGCCACUCCAUCAGUUCCUGUCCUCGCUCACUGACAGCUCCACCACGGACACCUACCGCCCGCCACACAGGGCCCUGCUGCUGCGGCAAGGGCUGCGGAAGGCCACACUGGCGUCCAUGCUCUACGAGAAAUACAGUAAGGAGACGGAGGAGGAGAUCCGUCCCCGCCCGCAGCCCAUGGAGUCUGUCUCCACCACGCACCGGGACUACGCUGCCAGGGGCUUCCAGCCCACACCUCCAUCCAUCACUCAGCCCCACAACUACUUGACAGAGCAGCCAACCAGCUUCUGGCUGGAGCAAGCCCGUGGACUACCGGGUGUCACUGCCCUCUUCAGCAGAAACAUUCCCUUCAAGAGGAACGCAACCUUCUCCACUCCCAUCACUGUGUACCUAGGGCCACCCCACCCCUGCGACCCAUUGAGCAGCGAGCCCCAGACCUUCAAGGAUUAAAAAGCAAGGAGACACAGAUGGUCCCGGCCUCCUUGCCACCCCAA